UUCCGGAAGGGGCUGAGCAGUUGUGGCGGCGGUUUGUGUGUUGCUGGUUAGUGCUUCUUCCCCGCCGGAGCGACGGGAUAAAGGCGGCGUCAUGGUCGAGGAGGUACAGAAACACUCUGUGCACACACUUGUGUUCAGGUCAUUGAAGAGGACCCAUGACAUGUUUGUGGCUGAUAAUGGAAAACCUGUGCCUUUGGAUGAAGAGAGUCACAAACGAAAAAUGGCAAUCAAACUGCGUAAUGAGUAUGGUCCUGUGUUGCAUAUGCCUACUUCAAAAGAAAAUUUGAAAGAGAAGGGCCCUCAGAAUGCAUCAGAUUCAUAUGGACACAAAUAUCCUGCCAAUCAAGGACAAGAGGUUGAAUAUUUGGUGACAGGGACACAUCCAUAUCCACCAGGACCUGGGGUUGCACUGACAGCAGACACUAAGAUCCAAAGAAUGCCAAGUGAAUCAGCUGCACAGUCCUUAGCUGUGGCAUUACCUACGUCUCAGGCCAGGGUUGAUGCAAAUCGUAGUGCACCUGCUGCAGGUGAAUACCGACAUCCAGGGGCUUCUGACCGCUCACAGUCUGCGGGCGCGGUUGUUGUGGAUGGUGGCAAUGCCAAGAACUCUGCACUGAUGGCUAAAAAAGCUACAAUGCCAAAGCCCCAGUGGCACCCACCGUGGAAACUCUACAGGGUGAUCAGUGGGCACCUUGGCUGGGUUCGCUGUAUUGCUGUGGAACCUGGAAAUCAAUGGUUUGUUACUGGAUCUGCUGACAGAACUAUAAAGAUCUGGGACUUGGCUAGUGGCAAGUUAAAGCUGUCCUUAACAGGGCACAUCAGCACGGUGCGUGGCGUGAUAGUGAGCACGAGGAGCCCGUACCUCUUCUCCUGCGGGGAAGACAAACAAGUCAAGUGCUGGGAUCUGGAGUAUAAUAAGGUUAUAAGGCACUAUCACGGACAUCUGAGCGCAGUGUAUGGACUGGACUUGCACCCGACAAUCGACGUGCUGGUGACCUGUAGCCGAGACUCAACUGCCCGGAUUUGGGAUGUAAGAACUAAAGCCAGCGUACACACGUUAUCUGGACAUACUAAUGCGGUUGCUACAGUGAGGUGUCAGGCUGCAGAACCACAAAUUAUUACUGGAAGCCAUGAUACUACAAUACGAUUAUGGGAUUUGGUGGCUGGAAAAACAAGAGUCACGUUAACGAAUCAUAAAAAAUCAGUCAGGGCUGUGGUACAUCCAAGACAUUAUACAUUUGCAUCGGGUUCGCCAGAUAACAUAAAACAGUGGAAAUUCCCAGAUGGAAGUUUCAUUCAAAAUCUUUCUGGUCACAAUGCUAUUAUUAACACAUUGACAGUAAAUUCCGACGGAGUGCUUGUAUCUGGAGCUGACAAUGGCACUAUGCAUCUUUGGGAUUGGAGAACUGGCUACAAUUUCCAGAGAGUUCACGCAGCAGUGCAGCCGGGGUCUUUGGACAGUGAGUCAGGAAUAUUUGCUUGUGCUUUUGAUCAGUCUGAAAGUCGAUUACUGACAGCCGAAGCUGACAAAACCAUUAAAGUGUACAGAGAGGAUGACACAGCGACAGAAGAAACUCAUCCAGUCAGCUGGAAGCCAGAAAUUAUCAAGAGAAAGAGAUUUUAAUGUGGCAUCUUCAUGGUGGUUCCGAUUUUGUUUUUGUUUUAAUUUUUUUUUUUUUUUUUUUUUUUUCUUAGCUUGGCGUUGAUGAGACUAUCCAGUCAUUUGUGCUCUGGCUAGGAAUAUAACACAAAAACUCACACGCUUGAAUCAUUGCUUCUUCCUAUUUUACAAUAAACUUUCUUCCCAUGUUUUUAUUUCUAAAAUGAACAAUUUGAGAUCUUAGGAGGUAAAAUGCAGAUAUCAAGCAUAUGGAAGUUUGUUGAACAGAACUAUUCCAAAGAUAGAAUAUUGUGUCACUUUCAUUAAACCACACUUUUAUUUUCUUUUUCCUUUUUUAAAAUUAAAUCUACCAAACUUAUUGCUACAGUAGGGCAUGUUUUGAGGGGAACAGUCUUUUUUAAAAGCCCUUUCAAAACUGGUACCUGUGACUAAUAAUGUGGGAUUAAAGGAUCUGAAGUC
Molecule: messenger RNA, 2080 nt
Organism: Sus scrofa (pig)
Lineage: Eukaryota; Metazoa; Chordata; Mammalia; Artiodactyla; Suidae
Gene: PLRG1
Product: pleiotropic regulator 1
Biological process (GO): mRNA splicing, via spliceosome
Cellular component (GO): precatalytic spliceosome; catalytic step 2 spliceosome; Prp19 complex
Molecular function (GO): protein binding
Source: RefSeq, marked validated